ACAAAGCCAACUGUGCAACUCAAAAUACACUAGAUCUGGCCCGAAUUCACCUCUUUCCUCUGCGAAGUUCUCCACAAAAUGGGUGUAAACGCAAACUUGGGGAUAAAGGAACUUUGUUCUCACUUAUUUUUUUGUGAUACAUUUUUUUGUUGAGUGCUGAAAGUUGAAACGUGGUUGAUACUUUUGACACUGAUUUUUGAUGUUUCCAUGUCUCUGAUUGGCAACAUUGUUGUUACUAGUCAAACCAUAACAUAACCUAAUAAGUAAUUAAAAAUAAGUGAUAAUAGUGUGAUAAAAUGAUGGAAUAAUUCAAGUUUAAGUGAAUAAAGGUUAUAUUUUAAGUGCGAAUUUAUAAACCGUAGUGAAAUUUUAUCUUUUUUUGGGAAAUAGAAAUCGUUGAAUUCAAAAUGCCGCUCAAAUAUUCACCACAGGAAUAUUCCCAAACCCUUCACUGGAACGACAUCCUAACAUCAGUCUACUUGCUCUUAGACUUGAGCUUCUUGUACUACAACAACCUUAUUUUAUCAAUCGGCCAUUCCGACUCGAUUUACAACAUUUCACUCCUCGCCGCUCUAGAAUUCAUAAAAUACRUCAUUCACAUAUCUAGAACCAAGACUAGUUUUUACAAACAUCACGCCAAAGACUUUGUUAAAAAUAUCACCGUGUUGCUCGUCCUCUUUGCAACAGUUUACGUAGUUGCUGUUUUGUUCGGCGCGCCUGUAUUUUCCGACUUUCAAGAAACUUGCAUGUUUUCACUGAUUAUCACAACCUUCACUGCGCUUCCACUUUGCUUGUAUUUUGGGGGCGAUAACACUGUAAACAUGUUUCUGUCAAUUGCUUCGUACGAGGGGGGCGAUGUUCAGAAGCUGUUUAUGGUGAAGCUGCGUCUGACUUUGUUUGGGGCGUGGCUGGGGGCCAUUGUCAUACCUUUGGACUGGAACAGGCCCUGGCAGGACUGGCCCAUCCCGUGCAGUGUGGGGGCCAUGGUGGGCUACAUGAUCGCAAAUUUCUUAACUUCUCUACUUCAACAACAGUAUUUUGCCAAGUUUAUUCGCAAGACCGGAAAAUAUAUGCUUUAAGUUGUAAAUAAUAAACUCAACUAACAAUAAAUUAAAGUUGAUAUAUUUAAAACAGA
Messenger RNA from Tribolium madens (black flour beetle), 1135 nucleotides. RefSeq names its product phosphatidylinositol-glycan biosynthesis class F protein (gene PIG-F). Gene Ontology annotation, cellular component: endoplasmic reticulum membrane. The transcript is spliced from 2 exons. The record is from RefSeq and is a predicted model, not a curated record. NCBI's taxonomy places the organism in Eukaryota, Metazoa, Arthropoda, Insecta, Coleoptera, Tenebrionidae. Bases 408 to 1079 code for a protein of 223 amino acids. Gene Ontology annotation, biological process: GPI anchor biosynthetic process.